Messenger RNA from Telopea speciosissima, 855 nucleotides. RefSeq names its product 60S ribosomal protein L8. The transcript has 2 exons. The record is from RefSeq and is a predicted model, not a curated record. Lineage: Eukaryota; Viridiplantae; Streptophyta; Magnoliopsida; Proteales; Proteaceae. Gene Ontology annotation, biological process: cytoplasmic translation. Gene Ontology annotation, cellular component: cytosolic large ribosomal subunit; ribosome. Bases 65 to 850 code for a protein of 261 amino acids. Gene Ontology annotation, molecular function: RNA binding; structural constituent of ribosome.
GCUAAUGGCCUUCCUUGCUUCUCAGAUCGAGAGUGAAGUGAGGUGAGGUGAGGUGAGGUAAGCGAUGGGGCGAGUGAUCCGUGCACAGAGGAAGGGAGCAGGGUCCGUCUUCAAAUCUCACACACACCACCGCAAGGGCCCUGCUCGCUUUCGCAGCCUCGACUUCGGAGAGAGAAAUGGGUAUCUGAAGGGGGUCGUGACGGACAUCAUCCAUGAUCCAGGCCGAGGCGCCCCACUUGCUCGAGUCACCUUUCGUCAUCCCUUUCGGUAUAAGCACCAGAAGGAGCUGUUCGUUGCCGCUGAGGGUAUGUACACUGGUCAGUUCGUCUACUGUGGCAAGAAGGCCACUCUAAUGGUUGGGAACGUCUUGCCUGUCCGAUCCAUUCCCGAAGGUGCUGUAGUUUGCAACGUCGAGCACCACGUUGGUGAUCGAGGUGUCAUAGCUAGGUGUUCUGGCGAUUAUGCCAUCGUCAUCAGUCAUAACCCUGAUAACGAUACGACCAGGAUCAAGCUUCCCUCCGGUGCCAAAAAGAUUGUACCAAGUGGGUGCAGAGCCAUGAUUGGGCAAGUUGCAGGUGGGGGUAGGACUGAGAAACCCAUGCUCAAGGCCGGUAAUGCAUACCACAAAUACAGGGUGAAGAGGAACUGCUGGCCAAAGGUUCGUGGUGUUGCCAUGAAUCCAGUUGAGCAUCCUCAUGGAGGAGGAAACCACCAACACAUUGGGCAUGCAAGUACUGUCCGCCGCGACGCACCUCCUGGACAGAAGGUGGGUCUCAUUGCUGCAAGGAGGACUGGUCGGCUUCGUGGACAAGCUGCUGCCACGGCUUCUAAAGCUGAUAAGACUGCUUAGUGAGU